Messenger RNA from Oppiella nova, 700 nucleotides. The record is from the annotation of a GenBank genome assembly. Lineage: Eukaryota; Metazoa; Arthropoda; Arachnida; Sarcoptiformes; Oppiidae.
UUUGUGUUCAACUAAACACUCAAUAAUGUUAUUCUUGUGUUUAAGUGUUUUGUUAGGCGUCCGGUGUUUAAGUAUCGGCGCCGAGACGGUGGACGUCAAGACAAGUUCCGGUACUGUUAGGGGACAGACUAUAACUGAGCUUGGUAAAGAACUUAAUCAAUUUUACGGCAUUCCGUUCGCUGAGCCACCGGUCGGUGCCCUGAGGUUUGCCAAACCAAAGCCUAUUACAAAGCCUUCGCCCGAUAUCAUCGAUGCGACAAAGAUGAAGACCACCUGUAUAUCCACGUGGAAGGGGCCCACCUCUGAGGACUGCCUAUUCGUAAACAUAUGGGCGCCCCAUAACACCACACAAUUAAAAGCAGUUAUGUUUUGGAUAUAUGGCGGGGGUUUCAGUUGGGGCUCUAUAUUCGAUGGGGGGUAUGACGGGAAGUGGAUUACUUCUAAUGAUGUCGUAUAUGUGGCCGUAGCGUAUAGGUUGGGCUCAUUGGGCUUCCUAUACGGUGGCGAUGAUGAGGAGACCCCCGGAAAUCUGGGACUUUUGGAUCAACUCGAAGGACUUAAAUGGGUGCGAGAAAACAUUCAUCUGUUUGGUGGAGAUAAGGAUAAGAUAACGAUAUUCGGUGAGAGCGCCGGUAGUAUAUCAGUAUCGGCUCUGGUAUUAUCUCCACUGGCGAAAGGGCUGUUCGCGAGGGCUAUACUA